Molecule: messenger RNA, 3963 nt
Organism: Porites evermanni
Lineage: Eukaryota; Metazoa; Cnidaria; Anthozoa; Scleractinia; Poritidae
Source: the annotation of a GenBank genome assembly
AUGGAAGAAACAAGGAAAGAAGAGGAGAUGCGGGGAAAUACUCAGAAACAUUGGAACGAAGCCUCAAAUUUCGACACGAGAGACGAGAGAUCAGCUUUCGGUCCACUCCAACCUUCACCAGGUUUUUUCCAGCAGCAAAAUCACGCUCUGUGCUCUCAACUGCCUUCAGUUGGUUUGCAGAAUUCCAAUGCAUUGUCUCAGAUGUCAGUAUUUCCUUCCCGAUUUUACUAUCCGUGCUAUACUCCCUCUCCGUAUCCCAGACCAAUGUUUGAUCCGUGUACGUCAUAUCCCGCAUUAUACCAAAGUGAAGGUAAUAAUUACUCGUUAGUCACCUAGCUACCAGUAAUUGCUUCACACAAUGACAAAGUCAAUUUUCAACAUCUUUGUUAGCUUGCAUAGCAGGCGUAGAAAGGGGUAGGGGAUAGGGAGGAAGGGGAAAAGGGGAGGGGGAUUGGGGCCUGCCACGCAGACUACAUUUUUGUUUUAAUUCUUCGCGGACAAUGCCAAUCAAAGCCUUAGAAUAUUUUAGAUGGACUCUUUAGCAAACACUAUAUGGGAUACCUGACACACAAUAGUUUCAAUGCCAAGAGACACCUGAACUUUUUAAGAAGUUCAUACACUACAAAAGUAUUUAAUUUUUCUUAUUUAGAAUUUCGUCCUAAAGAAAAACGCCGUCGCUGUAGAACAGUCUUUACACAGGAGCAGCUCUAUCUACUUGAACAGGGUUUCUUGCAACAAAAAUACCCUGACGGCAAGUUUCGACAAGAGAUGGCCGUGAAAACUGGACUCGCCGAGGACAGAGUACAAGUUUGGUUCCAAAACAGGCGUGCGAAGGAAAAGCGGCUUUUGGAGGAGAAACUCUUCCGUGAAAAUCAACCAGAGAACAUAACUAGGCUGGAAAAUAACAUGUCCGACUCUGUGGCGAGUGCUGUGGACGAGAGCGGACAAAUGCUAAGUAAUAGUCACCAAUCUCUGCAGGAAGAACACAUAAGAAAACUUGAUAAUUUGGUAACAACAGAAGUGGAAGACAGUGGUUUGGCAAACAGUGUUCUAGGUAUGUUCAUUGAACUCGUUACAGAGGGUCUCAAUGGGGUGGUGGCAUUUACGGUUAUCGGCUAAAAUUUUGGCUCUUUUACGGCUAUGGGCUAAUUUUUUUCAGUUACGGUUAACGAAAAAGUUAAAAAUUAACUUCUUUUGUUUCAAAAAGUUAAAUAUUAAUUAACCUGUACUGUUUGUAUCUUUAAAGCAAAAUAAAGGUCUUAGGAUCAUCUCGGGAUAUGAAAUAAGCUAUUCUUUUGAAAAAUUUUAACAUUUGAUAGAUCAUACUUUUUAUAAAGUAUUCCACUUCUAAUAUUAUUUUACACAUAAAAAUGUCAAUAGCCAAUUUAAAAAUAAUCUUUGUGAAAAAGAAAAGCACACACCCGAACGCCAAACUCAAGGCCGGGGCGCGACAUUCAUUACAACAGAAAUGGCCUUUUUUCACACUAAAGACGGAUUAUUCGUGUGAGACGGGUUAUCCGUUUGAUGAUUCGCGUCAGAUAGAUAAUACGUCUUAAUUUGAAAAUGGAAUAGUUUUGAUUUUGCAUGAACAAUCCGCCUGACUUUAUCCUUCAACUUCGACGGACAGUUUGAAGACGGGAUUAUCCGUUCCAGACUGCCCGUGUACAGCCGCCCCUUCCGCUCAGAAAAAAAAUCGGGGAGAGGGUGUCUGUCGGGAAGGGGGCGACUGUACACAGGAUAGUCUCAGCGGAUAAUCCGUUUCUAGCUCUAGUGUGAAAACGGCCAAUAACAAAAUUCCCGUGUCCAGUGUUUUUAAUGGUAGCGAAGGACUGUACGGAACCACUGUCAGUCGUUUUGCCUUGUCCUUAGGCCUUAUUAUUUCGCGCGGCUAAUGCGUUUCGGGUGACGUGGUCCGAGCGAGUUCGCCACCGAAAUGCCUUGACCGAAAUUGCGUGGGAAGACGCCUUACAGGGACUAGGCAUGGCAAUGUCUACCGAAGCGUCAGAGAAAACAGGGAAAUGUUGUUUAUCGGCAACUUUUUUGAGAUCUCUUCGUGUUGUUUCACUAGUGUUUCGAGGGCACGACCUCCUGAAAAUCGCAAAUAUUAAUCCCCAGCAAGAAGCCACACUUUCGCUAUGGAAAAAAAAUUAGUUCCCCGAGAUCGGCGGAAAUGGAAAUGGGUCUUGGUCUUCACCUAAAAGGCGCUUUACCUAACUUGCGUACGGAGCCACACUAGCCGCGAAAUAAAAAACGCAACCAUAAGUGAGUUUAGUACCUUCCUUAAAAGUAGCAAAUCUAGGGAACAAUUUCUUUUACGGUUAACUUUUUUUUACCCUAUUUACGGCUAACGGUUAAAAUUUUUCAAUUGUUACGGCUAUCGACUAAAUUUUUGGCAGUUUUACGCCUAUCGGUUAACCCCAUUGAGACCCUCGUUACAGUAAGAUAUGUUUCAAGAUCUUCUACGGCAGUUCAGUUCGUUUAUUCGGUUCUGUACCUACAACGAGCGACAAUACCCGUAGACAGUAUCUCUUUUGACCCACAUUUUCUCCUGAUAGUGUUUUUCCGUUUCAUCAGCUCGGUCUCCAUUGCUCUCACGCCCCUUACCACAGUGCCAGCCCCUCUUUUAGACUCACUGCACGUCAGAGAGCUGUUAGAAUGUAUUUUUCUUUUCUGGUUUAAUGAGAUACAAAAACAAUGAAAACUACGAUGUCUACAAGGUGAGCGUUCGAAAGAAAAUGUCUGCACGGGGAAGAAUUGGAACUGUUAGCGCCCCGGCACGCCUAGCCUGUUCCAGGCUCCGAGAUAGUCGGGUCCGCAGUGAUUGAGAAAACGGGAACACACCCCGCCCACCUUUUCGCGUACCUUUUACUUUCGCGUCUUCCCCACUAUGUGAGAACCUGGAACAGACUAUGGCAUAGCCUACGAACAGCAGACGUAUUUCCCGUCGUCGCAUCUCUCCCUCCGAAAAAUAACGUCUGCGAACCCGAGCGGCAAAACGAUUUCCGUGACGCAAAGCCUUUAAUGUGCAGCCAGAUGUGAGAAUGCCUUUCAUUUCAAUAGUUAACAUUGAACGUAUAUUUUGAAAGGUCAUAGCAUUAAGUAGAAACCUGGUUUCAAGCCAGCUGGUUUUCUUUAAACUUCCAAAAUGUUAGUCAUCAGUUAUUUUGAAAGAGAGAAAAAGCAGUUUGAUUUAGUUUUACCAUGUUUUUUGAGAGAAAGUUCCUUCAAACUUUUAAGAAUGUGUACGCUUUAUAAGAAUGUGUACUUUACAAAUGUUUGAUCUAUCUCGAAGUAAACUAUGGGGAAUACUGAGUGGGUAAUAUACAAGGCUACCCGCUAAGAAAAAUUGAUUUUUCGGAGGGAGAAAAACGACGACCAGACAUACGUCUGCUGUUCGCACGCUUGCUAUUGCACGCCCCAUGCAAAAUUGUUAUUUGGAACGUCUACUUCUGUACAAACGAUUAAAUAAACUUGAUUAUUUGAAACUUUAUUUUGUUUGGUUUUAAAGGUGAACUUACAGCACAGAGACUAAGUGAAGGAAACACAGACCUUCCAGAUAUUAACAUCUCUGCGUACCUGACACCAGGUCCCCUACCCGGACCCAACGUUGCGAGAGUAGAAUCGGAUGGUUCGACGAGCAAUCCCGAGGUUGAGCCGAGUGAACAGCGAGUCUUUCUCUCUUUGGAGGCGCCAAUCAGCGCUUCACUGGAAAGCCUUCCUCGGCAAUUGUUCCUAAACACUGUUUCGACGUUUUGUCAAAACAGCAUUGAUGAAGAAAAAACUGUUUAUCAAGGUAAUUCUGCAGGUCUAAUGGAUGUGUUCUUCUCCGAGGCGAUUCACACUGAAGGUGAAGAAACCGUUGUCUCCCAGGACAUCGAGCAGGCAGAAUCCACAAGCGAAACCGGCAUAUCCUCCGCUGAGAAUAACUCUUCCGAAAUUAAAUACGUUAAUCUUUGUGUGUAG